Aphanomyces astaci is the source of this 1298-nucleotide messenger RNA. RefSeq lists its product as hypothetical. The coding region runs from base 19 to 1179 and encodes 386 amino acids. Gene Ontology annotation, molecular function: oxidoreductase activity; FMN binding. The transcript is spliced from 2 exons. Lineage: Eukaryota; Oomycota; Saprolegniomycetes; Saprolegniales; Verrucalvaceae. The record is from RefSeq and is a predicted model, not a curated record.
UUGCGGUUUGACAGGGAAAUGGCGACAACUCAGCUCUUCGAACCUCUCCAAGUCGGAAGCAUCACCCUUCAGCACCGCGUCGUCAUGGCGCCACUCACUCGGUACCGCGCGCAUGCGUUGGAAGACGGCGUGGAGAACGUGCCGUCGGCGAUCAUGGCGACGUACUACGGUCAACGCGCGUCGAAGGGCGGGUUGAUCAUCUCGGAAGCGUCUCCAAUUUGUCCUGAAGGUCGCCCGAACAUCCGCGCCCCGUCCAUCUACGAUCCGUUGCACGUCGCGAAAUGGCGUGCGGUCACCGACGCGGUGCAUGCAAAGGAAGGGUUCAUCUUCAUGCAAUUGUGGCACGUGGGUGGGAGUUCCCACUCGCUAUUUGACCCGCAGGGUCGAGCGCCACCGUCGUCGGCGUCCUUCCAGAUGGAAGGCAAUCCCGUCAACACCCCCGAAGGUCCAAAGCCCCGUCAAGUGACACGAAUGUUGUCCACCGCCGAAGUCCACGACCUCAUCGCACAAUACGUCCGUGCUUCCAAGCUCGCGAUCGAAGCCGGAUUCGACGGCGUCGAAAUCCACGGCGCCAACGGGUACAUCUUGGACCAGUUCAUCAACGACCAAAUCAACACGCAGCGGACAGACCAGUACGGCGGCUCGCUGGAGAACCGCGUGCGGCUUCCCGUGGAAGUGGCGGCCGCCGUCGCCGCCGCCAUCGGCGCCGACAAGACCGCCAUUCGCUUCAGUCCGUUCGGGUCGUUCCAGGGCAUGAGCGACAGCGACCCAGUCAAGACAUGGAGCACCCUCCUCAAGCUGCUCAGUCCCCUGCGUCUGGCGUAUGUCCACCUCGUGGAGCCGCGCAUCGCCGGCGGCUGGGAUGCCGGCGACGCGCCCGAUCCGACCGUGAUCAACCUCACGCCGUUCCGCGCCGCGUACGAUGGAGUGCUAAUCGUGGCGGGGGGGCACUCGGCCGAGUCGGGCGCGGACGUCGUCGCCAGCGGAGGGGGCGAUGCCGUCGCGUACGGCCGGUACUUCAUCUCAAAUCCGGACCUGCCCAGCCGGAUCAAGCAUGGCCACCCGUUCACGCCGUACGUCCGGGAGCUGUUUUACACGGAAGGGGAGGUCGGAUACACCGACUACAAGACGUGGGACGAGCAGCUAGCGGGGCAAGUGAACCCGUCGGUGGCGUCGUAAGAUGGUGUUGGCUGAUAGAGUAAUAGACAAGAUGUUUGGGCGGGCGGCGUGUAUGUACAUAUUAUGGUGGAGGUGAAUAAUAUGGGACCACGACGCGAAUGUAUGUGACGACGUCUCGC